Messenger RNA from Lytechinus pictus (painted urchin), 3466 nucleotides. RefSeq lists its product as uncharacterized. NCBI's taxonomy places the organism in Eukaryota, Metazoa, Echinodermata, Echinoidea, Temnopleuroida, Toxopneustidae. Bases 103 to 1050 code for a protein of 315 amino acids. The record is from RefSeq and is a predicted model, not a curated record. The transcript has 5 exons.
UCCCGGCAUUUCCUUUCAACUGCAGACAAGCAAUUAUCGAUUCGUCUUGUCUUCACUCUAGCUGUUUCUCAUUUUGUACUUUUUUUUAUUGCGUACAGAGCUAUGGCUGAGUUCAAAGUCAUUACGACCAGUAGCGAUGUUCCUGUGGGGUGGCGAUUGGCGACGCAUGAGGAAGUAGAAGGUUAUGAGGAAAAGGUUGUGGGCUUACUUGGCGACAUAGAUGUAUGGGCCAUCGCUAAGCUUGCAGACGGAUGGAAAAUUUCCGGUUCGGGGUAUAAUAACCAAAUUCAGAAAUGUGCAGAUCCUUCCGAAGAGAUGGGCCAUCGAGUGAUCAUCAAUAUGAACAAAUCUUUCAAAAUCACUAGAGUCCAAGAUGAGAUUCCUGGUGGGUGGAGGUUGGCGACUUACAUGGAGGUGAAGGAUAAUAUGAGAAGUGUUAUAGAUUUACUUGACGAAUGGACCAUCGCCAAGCUUCAAGAUGGGUGGCAAGUUGCCGGUGGAGGAUAUGGCAACAAAGUUGAGAAAUAUGAUGAUCCCAACAAAAAUUUCGGGGACCAGUUGCUUACCAACGUGAUGAAGAAAGAAUUUAAAGUCACUAAAGUCGAAUAUGGGAUGCCUGGUGGCAUGAGGUUGGCGACUUACUGGGAAGUAAAGGAUUCUAUGAAAGAUGUUACUGAUUUGCUUGAUGAAUGGACCAUCGCCAAACUUCAAGAUGGGUGGCAAGUUGUCGGUGGAGGAUAUGGCAACAAACUUGAGAAAAAUGAUGAUCCCAACAGAAAGUUUGGAGACCAGGUGAUCACCUUAAUCAGGCCAGUGAAGGAUGUUCGUGUUGUUGGAAUCGCAGAGGGCAUCACACGGGAUUGGAGUUGGGCGACGAAAUCACAGGUCGAAAGCGUAAAGGGAGAUGUAGAAAAAUUACUCGGAGAAUGGUCUAUUGCAAAGCUCCUAGAUGGAUGGAAAAUUGAUGGUAAAGGAUACGACUAUAAGAUCACCAAGUGUGAUUCUGAUGAGGGUAUUACGGAAAUGGUUAUUGUACAAGAAUCCUUCUAGAAAAUAACGAUAUUAGCAAUUCUGGAUUAGGGGUGGAGGCAAACUUUCCAGCCAGACCACCCCCCCCCCUCAUUCUUGAAUUUCAUUAUUUCUGGAUUUUCAAGGAGUUUUGUCUUAUCAAGUAUAGGAAUGAAGAAAAAAAAGGAUGUUUAAGGAGGAUUAGGGACUCCAUAAAGAGGCUGAUCAAAUAAUCGGGAUACAUCUAACAUUUACAUGUUAGAAAAAUAUUAAUGUAUUUUUUUGAUAAAAUAUGUAUAUUUUGUUCACUUGGCUCAUACUCAAGAAAAUUAAGUAUCAAAAUAGGUAAACGCAGAAUUUCUUCCCUUUCAACUAACAAUGAAAACAAAGGGCUGUUUUGAUAACUUUAGCAUGUUUAGGACUGUAAUAUAGGAGUUGCUAGUGUUUAUUUAUGAUCGGUGUUGACAAUUUCAGGCCUAUUUCAAUACUGCCUUCUGUGUUAAAAAAAAUCCUUCAGAAAGCAGUACACGAUUGCAUUCGUAUUUUUAAGGGAUCGUCCAGGCUGGAAAUAUUUGUAUUUCGAUAAAUACAGUAAAAUUCACAAAGCAAAAUGCUGAAAAUUUGAUCAAAAUCGAAUAACAAAAUAACAAAGUUAUUGAAUUUUAAAGAUUUGCAUUAUUUCAGUGAAACAGUUUUAGGCAUGUCUUUAUGAAUAUUCAUUAGGUGGGCUGAUGAUGUCAUAUCACCACUUGUUCUUUUGUAUUUUAUUAUGUGAAAUUAGGUUUAAUCAACAAUUUUCUAUUAAGAACUAAUUGGAUUGACAACUAAUUAAAUGCAUUAGUCAUUCAUUGCCGCAACUUAUUUCAUCAUAAUGGAGACACAUCAUUUACACAAUGUAUGAAAAAAUGAAACAUAUAUGAUUUCAUGUAAUGACAUAAGAAAAAGGAAAGUGGGGAUGUGAUAUCAUCAGCCAACCUAAUUAAUAUUCAUGACGAUAUGCAUAUAACUGUUUUCACAAAAUAUUGAUAAACUUUAAAAUUCAAUAAUUUCGCUAUUUGUUAUCCGAUUUUGAUGAAAUUUUCAGCAUUUUGCUUUGUGAUUUUUUUUAUAUUUAUUUAGAUGUAAAUAUGUUCAGUGAUAUAAACAAGAUAGUAUAUUCAUCCACAAAAAAGCUUGGUCAUUUCUUUCGGCACAAAAGGAAAGUUGGAGAAUAACCAAUUCACGAUCAAAAUUAUAUAGUAACAACCUACCAUGUACUGAUGAAAUAAUAUAUCUAUAAGUGUUAUACUUGACUCACAACUGACGUGGUCUUAACAUAUCAAGUAUUAUUUCACGUACAAUGGGAUGUAUUCACCGCAUAAAGCAAUGCCUGAUAAAACUCUUGUAAAUUUAUAUUUUUGCCUUAAUUUUACCACAAAAUGAUUAUUGUUGCACUGCAUUGGGAAACUAAUCAAAAUAAUAAAUAUAAAGGUUACACUUCGUAAUUCCGAAGGUUCGUAAUUCCGAAGGUUCUUUAUUCCGAAGGUUCGUAAUUCUGAAACACGUAAAUUGCCUAUACCUCGAUGUUCGUUAAUCCGAAAACGAAAUAAGGUUCGUUGUUCCGAAGGUUCUUUAGUCCGAAAACGAAAUAAGGCUCGUUAAUAAUUUCGUUUUCGGACUAACGAACCUUCGGAAUAUCCAAGCCUUCGGAAUAACGAAGCUUCGGAAUUACGAAUGUAUGCGAAUAUAAAAGCCCUAAUUUAUUUCAAAUCGCUGAUUACUCGUCGCACAUUUUUAAAGCAUAGUGGGGACCGGUAUUGGGGACAAUAUUAAAGUAUAUAUAUAUAUAUAUUGCACCUGCAAUGCACUAAAUUUUAUCCUCGGCAUUUUAUUCCCAGAAAUUGAGUUCAAAAGAAGGUCCUUCUCUUAUAAAGCAAGCUCCCUAUUCAAUUAACCCCCUUUUUUCCUUUUCAAUCCAUCAAUUUUAUCAAUUCUUUCAACGAGAAUACCAAUUGUCCAAACAUUUAUUUUGACAUAAACUCUGGUAUUGCUUCCUCCAAUGUUUUUGUUUGUUUGUUUUAUGUUUAUUUUAUACAUUAUAACUUUUGUUUUACUUUAUGUUAAUUAUCAUUUGUAUUUAUGUAUAUAAUAUCAUGUUUAUGUUCUAAUAUAUUAUGUUUGUAAAAGUGGAAGGCUCCGUUGUAAAGCCGUUUUUUUAUUAACUAAACAGGACUACCAGGCACCUUAGUUUAUCAUAUAUAAUAAAGAAAACAUGAAUAAAUGAAUAAUAAAUGAUAACAAGAUUUUAGAAAACAGUUUUGCGCAUGCGUACAAGUGGGCCUGUAUAACAUGUAUAAUAUAUUGUCCUGGAAAUGCGUUUAUCCUUAAUUGUGAACAAAAGAUAGAAAUGUACUUUUAUUUAGAAUGGUUAUACGUUAAGUAAUUAUAGUAGAUUAAAUGAAAUAUAUUUAAAACGUGA